This is a messenger RNA of Limanda limanda (common dab), 597 nucleotides long. RefSeq names its product CCAAT/enhancer binding protein (C/EBP) 1 (gene cebp1). NCBI's taxonomy places the organism in Eukaryota, Metazoa, Chordata, Actinopteri, Pleuronectiformes, Pleuronectidae. The transcript is spliced from 2 exons. The coding region runs from base 1 to 597 and encodes 198 amino acids. Gene Ontology annotation, molecular function: DNA-binding transcription factor activity, RNA polymerase II-specific; RNA polymerase II cis-regulatory region sequence-specific DNA binding. The record is from RefSeq and is a predicted model, not a curated record. Gene Ontology annotation, biological process: myeloid cell differentiation; regulation of transcription by RNA polymerase II; DNA-templated transcription.
AUGUCUGAUGCCAGGGUUUCCUCCGUCAUCCAGGAGUGGGCGAGCUCCUACUCGGGUCAGGUGAACCCAGCUGUCGCUUCCUCCGGCCAAACAGAGGCCUCCGCUCAGCUGUCUCACAUGGAGAUGAUGCCGUACGGCCAGGCUCAGGGAAUGCUGAGGGAGGGCGGUGAGGACAGUGUGGCCGAGCAGAUGAUGGGAAUGUCCUACCUGCCGUACUCCACGUCCUGCCUAGGCCACUCCUCGAAUGCGGCGAGCAACAACCACCACCAGAGCCACGCCAGCACUCAGCAGGACUUCUCUCCCUUCCUCCUGCCGACCCUGAGGCCCCCGCAGAGCAAGAGGAGCAUCAGCAAGGACAGCGCUGAGUACCGGCAGAGGCGCGAGAGAAACAACAUUGCCGUGAGAAAGAGCCGGGACAAGGCCCGCAGGAGGAUCCUGCUGACCCAGCAGAGGGCCAUGCAGCUGCAGGAGGAGAACCAGAAGCUGCAGCUGAGGAUAGGGCAGCUGACACAGGAGCUGGACACUUUCAAACACAUCCUGUCCCAGCGACACCCGCAGGGGGCCGAGGAGGGCACUGCAGGGGGGUCAGGCAUCUGA